UUUCAAUUUAAUAUAGGGCAGAAGUAUGCCACCUUACGUUUUAUAUGUUAAAAAUAGACUGAUAUCUGUAUGUGUUUUUAAAUAGGACGAACGGACGGAACUCUGCAAAAUCUAUCAUCACAAAUAAGCCAUGACGGUAGUUUUAAAACUAUUCAAAGAAUCCAUUGCCAGAAAUUUGAGAUAUCCAACGAGUGGUCCAGUGGGCUGGUACAUAAACAAAUACUUUUUCGAAAACAAAACAAGAUUUUACUUAAAGGAGGCUGCAGUGGAAGCGUGCAACAUCUCAAAAGAUGACGUAGUUUUAGAGGUUGGAUUCGGUCCGGGUGUCGGAAUCAAGGAAGCGUACACAAAGAUAAAGGAUGGCAAUGGCAAGAUUUAUGGUGUUGAUAUUUCCCACUCAAUGAUACGAAGAGCAAGUGGUGCACUCCAGCCACAAAUACAAGCAGGAAAAGUCGAACUUAUUCUAGCGGAUGUUGCGAAGCUUCCUUUCGAAUCCGACAAGUUUGAUCACGUGUAUCAUUGUAACUGUUACUAUUUUUGGGACGACCAAGUUGCAUGUGCUCAAGAACUACAUAGAGUAAUGAAACCAAACGCAAACAUGAUAGCUGCUUUCUAUGAACGGGAAAUUAAGAAAGCAAGCGAAGCGGGGAUGCUGAAAUAUGGAAACACAGAUCCAGACAAAUAUAUGGAAUCCCUUAGAAAAGCUGGAUUUCAAGGCAUUGAAUUAAAGAAAUGGAAAAAUACCAAAGGAUAUGCAUUUAGUGUGAUAGUUUCCCAUAAAUAAAAGUAAUGUGUGAAUUACAUUCGUCUUGUUGACUUUCAUCUUUCAAACUUUUUCAUUUUUCAAGUUCAUCAAUUUUACAUAUAGCGAAUGAAAAAAGCACAACGCUGUGUGGCUUCUAUAAAAGUCCGCAAGUCAUUGAAAUGGAUCGAACAAGGAUCAUCUAACUUCACUGUAGAACAGUAUCCCAUUCCUGGUUAUGAAGUUUUGAGCUUGGUUGCAUCCCGUCUCCAUGACAUUUUGAUGCUCGCAAAUAUACCUGAAAUGAGAAAUUUGAAGAGACUGAAUAAAAUCACGAAAACAUUACUUCAAGUUUACUUAUUCCCUUUUACAGAGUACAGGUACAUGUGAUUUAUAUUGGAUAUGAAUAAUCGAUCUCUAAAAUUUCCGCACUCCUACCUAUCACAGUAAGACCAAUGACACCGAUUAUCAGAGGAGUAGCCACUGCAAAGAAUUUGGGUGGGAAAAAAUUCUGUAGGAAGCUGUCCUCAUCUACAAAUGGC
Molecule: messenger RNA, 1284 nt
Organism: Ostrea edulis (European flat oyster)
Lineage: Eukaryota; Metazoa; Mollusca; Bivalvia; Ostreida; Ostreidae
Exons: 4
Coding region: 131-784 (217 amino acids)
Biological process (GO): sterol biosynthetic process
Cellular component (GO): endoplasmic reticulum
Molecular function (GO): sterol 24-C-methyltransferase activity
Source: RefSeq, a predicted model, not a curated record